This is a messenger RNA of Engraulis encrasicolus (European anchovy), 920 nucleotides long. It is a transcript of the gene clrn2, whose product is annotated as clarin 2. Bases 137 to 835 code for a protein of 232 amino acids. NCBI's taxonomy places the organism in Eukaryota, Metazoa, Chordata, Actinopteri, Clupeiformes, Engraulidae. The record is from RefSeq and is a predicted model, not a curated record. The transcript is spliced from 3 exons.
UGCUAUUGCAAUGGAUUUUUGGAUGCCCGUUGACUCUCCGUGUGCGCUCACAGGCCUUCGUUUUGUAGACACGGUGCCUGACAGACUCAUGUUGCUCGACUAACCAAGAUGGGACAGGCCGCCCAUAGGCACUGAGAUGCUGAGCCUGUGGAAGAAGUUUGUGUUCUCGUUUGGCUCGAUAGUCUGCAUAACAUCUGCUGUGGUUUUGGUAGUAGCACUGUCAAGUAACAACUGGGUGAUAGGAACCAUUCGUUGCAAAACAGGAGUAGACCUGGUCAACGCCUCAGUUACAGAGUUGGUUCAAUUCACCGGCGACAUUUAUUUUGGUCUGUUUCAGGGAAGUAAAACUAGGAAAUGUGGACUCGGAAGUCGCCGGUCAAAAAUAUACAUUGUACCUACACUUGUGAGGACACUGAGGGGACUUCAUGCUGCUGUCAUCCUGUUCAUAUUCGUUGCCAUAGGUUUUGCCUGUGUCAGUUUAGCCUUCUGUAUUUACAAUGCUAGGAAAGUGCCAUACCAGUCCAUCAAAGGACCAUUUGGACUGUACUUCUGGAACUUUAUUGCAGGUGUAUUUGGUGCACUGGCAUCCCUCUGUUUCCUAGCAUCGGUGUGUCACUACAGCUUGACAGAAACAGUGGCCAAUUACAAAGAGGAGUUUUUCCAAUUUGUGGUUGUGACAGAAGACUUUGGGUGGUCCUUCUGGUUGUGUGUGGCCAGUGCUGGUUUGCAUGGAGCCAAUAUACUAAUAGUGGCUAUGAGCUAUAUUCAUCUACCCAAAAUACAGACUAAGAAACCGGAAGAGCCUACAGCGACUGGAGAUGACUUACUAUAUUGAAAACAAAAUACCCUAUCAAGGACAUGCUGUAUAAUUUGUAAAUGAUUUAUUGUGUUACUUUUUCACAUGCAAGCAAAUUAAAGUU